Molecule: messenger RNA, 2178 nt
Organism: Nematostella vectensis (starlet sea anemone)
Lineage: Eukaryota; Metazoa; Cnidaria; Anthozoa; Actiniaria; Edwardsiidae
Product: F-box/WD repeat-containing protein 11
Exons: 12
Coding region: 142-1611 (489 amino acids)
Molecular function (GO): protein binding
Source: RefSeq, a predicted model, not a curated record
GUUCUAUCACAGAUUUGAGUGUCUACAGACUUUUUACUUACACUAAAUCAUUAUUGAAAACAAUCAACUAUGAUUGUAUUGUAACCUAACGACAGAAUUUAAGAUUUUAUAGGUUUGCUAUGUAGUUUACACGCUAGCUGCAUGGCGAGUUUUGACGAAAAGGCUUUGGGAUUGUUGACGGAAUUUGAAAGGUUUACUCGCGAACAACAAUCUGAGCUUCUUAAACGGUUGUUGUUGAAAUGCCAGCCUUUGCAGUUGCGUGUUCUUUACGCUGAACUGAAGCCCUUGCUGGCAAUCGACUUUGCGUCAAAUCUACCAAAGGAGGUCACCCACCGAAUCUUGUCCUAUCUACCGGCAAAGGAACUUUGCCGGAUUGCCAGGUGCAAUAGUUUAUGGCGAGACAGGGCAAACCAUAAUCCAAUAUGGCACAAGUUAUGUCAACUGAGAGGCUGGGAAAAGUUUGGUGAAAACCAGCCAUUGUCAUUGGACAACUCAACAGUUUACACUAUAGACAGGCCGACUUCACCAUCCUGCAAAACUCCACCCCCUGCGUUCUCCACAGGCAUGCUUCAGCCACCCACUUGCCGAUGGAAAACAAUAUAUAUCCGGGCCUACUACCUGCAAAAAAACUGGGAGACUGGGAACUAUACUAUUGCCCCUAUUCUUAGAGGCCACAGGGAACCCAUAAAUGAUAUAGCAUGCAAUGGUAGAGUACUAGUCUCUGCUGGUUCCGACAAUUGUGCUCGUGUCUGGGACAUCAAGGAGGCCAGGUGCACCCAUGUCUUGGACACGCCCCACACUGACUCUGUGCGCUGUGUUCAACUUGUGCCUCCAAAAUGUGUAACUGGCUGUGCUGAUGGUGUGGUAAGAAUAUUCAAUGUCAACACUGGUGCAUGCAUAAGAACUCUGUCGGGGCAUUCAGGAGGGAUAGAGAAGCUGUGCUUUGAUGGAAAAAUUAUAGCAAGUGCAGCAACAGACAAAAACGUUUGCAUUUGGAAUGCCAAUAGUGGAAAGUUAUUACAAACUCUCAGAGGCCACACAGAUGAGAUUGAGUUUUUAGUGAUGAGGAAAAGUUAUGUGAUCAGCACUUCAUGGGAUGAGAGCAUCCGGUUAUGGGACACCACUAGUGGCACUUGCUCACUCACGCUUAGAGGCCAUUCAGAAGUUGCCUAUUGUUGUCAGUUUGAUGAUGAGAAAGUCGUCACGGGCGGUGGUGAUAAUCUCAUUAUGGUGUGGAGUGCACAUACCGGCGAGUGCACAGCUACUCUCAGUGGUCACACAGGGGAGGUGUACUGUUUGGCAUUCAAUGAUGAGAUUAUCGCCUCUGGCUCGGCUGAUAGUUCAGUCCGUAUCUGGUCUUUUCGAGGGGUCUGUCUUUUUACUCUCGAGGAACACAUUGGCGUUGUAAGGUGUCUCCAUUUGAGUGGUGAUAGACUGGUGUCUGGUGGAGAUAGGAAAAAGAUUGCUGUCUGGAAUACAAAGUCUGGGAAACUGCUGAAUGUUGUUCAUCGCAACCCAACUCUUCUACACAAACUGUGGGCAGACGAGACCAAACUUAUCACGGCAUCCCCCGAGAAGCCAGGAACCAUCACGAUCAUUAACUAUUGGUAGGAUCCACAAGGAAUAUCAUGCCAUAUUCAACAGCAGCUAGCACGAUUGGACCAGGAAAUGGAAUCAUUGCAUCCCGUUGGUUGGCCAAGUAUCCUUACAAACGCUUUCUAGUUUUAGGGCCGUAGCAGGGGUGGGGCACUGGGGGCAUUUGCUCCCCCCUCCCAUACUUUCAAAAAUUACAAGGAAUUGACCAGUAGGGGCGUGGCUGUGCCCCCCCAAUAUUUUCUUAAUGUUUCUGUAUUGUCCCCCCCCCCCCCCCCCCACAAUAUUUGAGGCAUGCUACGGCCUUGAGUUUUGAGGUGAAAAAGAUAUUAAUGUGUGACUAACAUGGAAGCACGCCAGAACAUGCCCGGUCCGCCCAUCACUUGCAACAGCCAGUGGAAAUAACAUUUAUUGUACACAAAGUAAUAAUUUCCUUUUGAUCCUUGAAAAUAUGGGAGAGAGGGGGGGGGAUAGAUGUUAUCGCCCCUGCUACUACCAUGAGAGGGAAGAAUGCGUGCGUGUGUAAGGUUGUACCAAACUUACAAUGUGUAGUGCAAAAUUAACAAAUAAAUCGUUUUACAUUUU